Messenger RNA from Toxoplasma gondii ME49, 3434 nucleotides. RefSeq lists its product as hypothetical. The transcript has a single exon. NCBI's taxonomy places the organism in Eukaryota, Apicomplexa, Conoidasida, Eucoccidiorida, Sarcocystidae. Bases 1374 to 2366 code for a protein of 330 amino acids. The record is from RefSeq and is a predicted model, not a curated record.
CAGCUCCUUUCGAAGAAACAUACACUUGCACACGUUCGUGUGCACGGUGUCACUGGAGGUCCCGCGGUUAAACCUCACCGGCGUACAGAAAUCGAUGGACUGCAGUCAAGCGCAAGGAGCCUCGGCGCCAUUAGUUGCACGCUUCGUUUUCAAGAAUGUUUGGAGGCAUACAAGAAGAGGUCACCACAGGUGUCACAGUGUAUAUCGAAAGCGGCGAAACAAAGUCUGUCACAUUUGAGUGACGCAGAAAGCGAAUCCUACCGGCAGCUAUUGUUGUCGCAAAGGUUUCGUAGCCAAGUCUUUGACUACGCCGUAGAACAAGCUAUUUCACCGCGAAAGUACUCGCGCAACGGGAGACUCGUUAAUCGUGGCUAGCACAUAAUAGUGCAGAGUGAAAUGCGUCGAGAAAUGAAGACCGAGAGGCUCUGUUGUCGUAGCCACGCACGCUUUGAACCGUAUGGAUGCAGACGGGAAAAGGAAAAUGCCCUACACAACUUCCACGCGUAUGCCUAGCGUAGUCGUCGAGAAUCGACGCGCACCCCACAUAGGCCACUAAACGCGACAGAACGUCUGUCCUACAGCUACGUAAACUCCUGUUCAAGAGACACAUAAUUUUGCUCGCAAUGUUGGAGUUUCUCCGGUGAAACCUAUCCCGUCGCGGGUCCAUGUUUCUUUUAGAGACCUACAUAUCUCGGCAGUCUUGUAUCGUAGUGUGUUUGGCCGUACAUCCGGUCUGCGAUUCGGUGCCGUUGAAAUGAAGCGGCCAUUUCCCAGUCGGUCACUGGAGUUCAUCUUCUUUUCAGAUCAAACGUUCUGAUGAGGACACAGUUCCUCAUUUCCUCGAUUUCCUAAAGCCCCUUGUUAACCGGCCGCCCAGGUCAUCGGCAGGUGGAGUGAGCGCCGUUCGUUCUCUGCCACCUGCCGCAGCCUGUGUACCGAGACACUUUCCCCAAUCUGGAAAACGCCUGGGCACACGUCUCUUGUCGCACUUAGUUGUGGCUUGCAAGUGUUUCGUUUCUGGGGGCGGAUUCACCUGCAAUGUGUUUGCCCAGCGUCAUUGACCGAUCGGCGUGUCUACAGGAUAAACUCGAAGACCAGACAGGCAUCGAACGUCGAAUGCCACACACAAGCAUGUCUCCCGGAUGGUGGCGCUGCUACUCACGAGUUUCGUCCGUGAUUCAGAAAAAGCCCCGAUAUCGGAGAUAAAACGCAAUGUUUGCGCCUGUUGGCUACACCAAAGUGUUGGUAGCAAACCGUGGGAGACGAACGUUUCCCUCAGUGGCUGGAAAAAGCGUCGCAUCGACGCCUGCAAGCGGUCCAUCACGUUUCGCCCUUUCUGUUGAGCAGGUUCCCCGGAAGGCGAAGGCAGCAACAUGAACACUGGUUGUCUGUUUCUCCCGGCUACGAGACACGCAGCGAUCCAGACUAUUUGCGUCGUUGCCCUUGCACGCCAAGUCGCCGACCCAGACGCACUUGUCUUCGAACGUGACUUUCUCGAGUUUAUCCGCAUUCUUUCGUCCACACAAACAGUUUUUUCGUCGUUCGGGUGCCCGCGAUCGCACGUGGCGUUGCUUGCCCAGAGCGUGGAACGUGUUCGUGAGGCAAACGCGGUUGGUCUGUUCAGCGAGUUCGCGCGUCGUCUCGGGUUUCCGACUUCGGGAGACGACGCAGGAUGCUCCUGUGCUUUUUUCGUUUUUACGGGUAGAGCAAUGGUGUGGAGAGUUUCGAUAGGGUGUGCUGUACUUGCCACUGUGCUCGUGGCAGGCCAUGAGCCAGUUGCUUCGGCGCCGUACAAAGCGUACGGAAUUCCAGCGGAGUCGACAGACACGACCUCGGGAGACGAUGUCGAAGAAGCGUUCAGGAAACGAAGCAGGGGAAACGUGCUGAAGGAUGCUGCCAAGGAAGAAAAAAAACUUCCUCUUUUCUUUAUCGACGUGGAAGAUAACAAGGGGCAAGGCCGAAAUUCGGAGAAGGGAGCUACAGACGACGACGUCGCCGUCGACAAGACGAAGCGCAGUUCACCUUCUGCACCGUGCACUCGCCUCGCAGGGAAAGAGAAGAAAUACCCCUGCGAUCGAUACGUCGUCAAAGGCAAGAUGUCUUUCCUAGAGGCGAUCGGCGCGUUUUUUCUCGCCUCAGUUAUUCAUGCCGCAGUCUCCGAGCAGCUUCGAGCCCGAUCUACCGGUGGUGACAUCUGGCGGCCGCGUCUCGCAGGUUCAGUUAUGCAGGCCGCUCUCGCGGCGACAACUCUCUGGAUGGCUCUAAGGCGCAGACUCCCGACUUUCUACUUGUUGCAGCGGCGGGAGUCUUCGGAAGAAAAAAAGAAAGCCAAAGAGAACUCGACACGGGCCGCGUCUGCCGUGUGACCGAGGUGCGGUUGUGUGCAACGGGGAUUAGUACAGCCGUGACACUCAGUCCUUUCUCUGAAGUGUGGAGAACGGGUAGUCUGUGUGUCGUGUGAGGCAGCCGUUUUCCGUGUCCACCGUUGGGUAUUUUGCCUGGCGUCAGAAGCAUCAACACUCGAGAGUCCGCGGUGCGCCAGAUCUCGCUGACGCCGGUUUGCCGUCGGCGUGCUCGGGAGGCAAUUGCAGCUCUCGUUGUUUGAGUCUCCACGGCCUGAAAUUGACUUUUGCACUUUUUCCUUUCAACACACACUUUCACUGCAGUCGGGUGGGACGCAAAGUCUCCACAUUCGCGGUAAUGAAGACUGCCCCGGCACAGCUCGAAACGUAGCUCUGGAAUGCGACAGUCCAUGUAGGAACCGGUCGAUCCAUAGAUAGUGACCGUUGUGUUGUUGUAACUGGAGGAUUCACCAGCGCGACAGGGUUUAGUGGCCGAGCUUUGCUGACGCAGUCUGGAAAUGCUGCCUGUAGGACGCUACACUCUAGACUUCUUGGUGAGGUUGAAAGGCACGUUCACUGGAAGACAUCAAGGGAACACUUUUCUAAAGUACCUCGGCGAAAUCCUGUCGCCUCUCUUUUAUGUGACAAGAUAUUCAUGGAUGCUGCGUAAGAGUUCCGCCGCGCGGUUCGCCGGCAAGGGUGGACUUCGUUGCGAGUAAGCAUGAGGUCAUGCGCGUGUUUGAUCUCUGAAUUUUCACCAGAGUCCUCGUGUUCGUUGUAGUCCGAAGUUCGAGGAUGUAAAAUCUUCUCGUCGUCAAAAGGGUCGGAUAAAGCGCAAAUGUCGGCUUACGAACGAUGGAGCGCGUCUCCCCGUUCUAAGCGCCGACGGCGAAAUUUCCAGCGGCUACAACUCGCCCGUGAAACCGGGUGUGUUUUAGAAAGUACGUGCUUUGUGUUCUGUGGAAUUCCUGGAUUUUCCCCCACGUUUUUACUCCGUCCGAUCACCGCCUGCAGAACCGCCACCACCGGGUUGCAAGUGUCUAGCGACGCAGAGAGUUCGCGUGUCAGUUAGAGUCGGUGUUUCAACUGUUU